AAAUAAUGUAAUAGUUAUGAAAAUCAAUGCAAGGAUGAAAGUUUGCCUUGGUUAUUGAGAUAGAAAUGUCAAGUAUACGUGCAAGUUUGUAGUUUGGGAUACCAAGAAUAUAAUUAAUGGGAACAACCAAAAAAGCAAGUGGCCUUGUUGAUACUCCUGUUGAACUUGGUGUACCUGUGAGAGUUAGGUUUUAAUUUAUUGGCAAAAUUGUUUAAUGGGAUUCCAAUGACUAAGGAGGUGCUCAGUGAUUUGAGGAGCAUUAUUUAUUUAAAGGGGAUAUUUGUGGUUGUAAUAAUAAUCUUGAGAUUGAAGGUUGUUUGCUGGUUCAGCCGAAAUGCUUGGGGUAGUAAAUAAGUUGUUUAGAUGAUUAUGCCUUAUUUCUUUAUUUUUUUUAUUCAGUAAAUAUUAUAUCUUCUUCCUUAAUUCUUAUGUUGUUAUAACGUCUUUCUCCAGUGACCACAUUGUUCCUGUGGUUGCAGGAUAUAGAGCAGCUUUUGAAUUUCAUUGGUGUUAAGAGUUUAGGACCAAGACACGUAUUAGCAAACUUAAAGGAGCUACUGAGGACCAUUCAGUCUCGAGAGUACAUAGAUACAUGAUUUGGUUUGUAGGGCCUGACUGUACGCUUGGCUACUUACUGUAAAUGGAUUCAUUAUAUUCUUACAGCCGGUGCAAAAAUUUUUGACCCAGCACCUUUGAUAGAGCCUUGUUAAUUACAGACAUUUUCAUCUUAAAGCAAAAUCAAGUUCAAAUUCGUAU
Rubroshorea leprosula is the source of this 756-nucleotide messenger RNA. Lineage: Eukaryota; Viridiplantae; Streptophyta; Magnoliopsida; Malvales; Dipterocarpaceae. The record is from the annotation of a GenBank genome assembly.